Molecule: messenger RNA, 1232 nt
Organism: Paraphaeosphaeria sporulosa
Lineage: Eukaryota; Fungi; Ascomycota; Dothideomycetes; Pleosporales; Didymosphaeriaceae
Product: eukaryotic translation initiation factor-like protein 3 subunit
Exons: 3
Coding region: 29-1048 (339 amino acids)
Biological process (GO): cytoplasmic translational initiation
Cellular component (GO): eukaryotic translation initiation factor 3 complex, eIF3m; cytoplasm
Molecular function (GO): protein binding; RNA binding; translation initiation factor activity
Source: RefSeq, a predicted model, not a curated record
AUCAAAUUCCGAACUUCACACCUACAAGAUGAGACCUAUACUGCUCUCCGGGCACGAGCGCGCGCUCACCCAGGUCAAAUACAACCCCGAUGGCGACAUCAUUUUCUCAGUAUCCAAGGACCACGUCGUGUGCGCAUGGUAUUCCCACAACGGUGAGCGGUUAGGAACCUACCACGGCCACCAGGGUGCGCUCUGGACAGUCGAUGUCGACCCCACUUCCACCCUCCUCGCGACCGGCGGCGCCGACAACACCAUGCGGCUAUGGGAGGUCAAGUCGGGCAAGCUGUUGAAGACCUGGGAUUUUGCCACCUCGAUAAAGCGCGUGGAGUUCUCGGCAGACGGCAAGCAGCUUCUUGGUGUUACCGAAAAGCGAUCUGGCCAUCUUGGUAUGAUCUACGUCUAUGAGAUCAAUCCCGACGUCGAGGCACAGCAGUCGGACGAGCACGUUUUGAGAAUAGUCUGCGAGGACAGCAAGCCCACAGUUGCAGGCUUCAGCUACCUUGCGCACUACAUCAUUGCUGGACACGAAGACGGCAGCGUCUCGCAAUUCGACGCCAAGAACGGAGAGCUGCUCUACAACACCCAGGUCCACGAGGCAGAUGCGCUGAUCACCGAUCUCCAAUGGUCCCAAGACCGCACAUACUUCAUCACCGCUUCCAAGGACAAGACCGCAAAGAUCUCCGCCGCCGACAGCCUCGAAGUGCUCAAGACCUACGUAGCCGAUACCCCCCUCAACAGCGCCGCCAUUACACCUGUGAAGGACUAUGUUAUCCUCGGCGGCGGCCAAGCCGCCAUGGAUGUCACGACGACCAGCGCCCGUCAAGGAAAGUUCGAAGCCCGUUUCUACCACAAGAUCUUCAUGGAGGAGAUCGGCCGUGUGAGGGGUCACUUCGGCCCGCUCAACUACGUUGCAGUCCACCCGCAGGGCACCGGAUACUGCAGCGGUGGAGAAGAUGGUUACGUUCGUGUGCACCACUUCGACAAGGGCUACUUCGACUUCAUGUACGAGGUGGAGAGGGAAAGGGCUCAGGAGCAGGCGAACCUGUAAAAAGGCGACGAUGGAUGAUGGAUGCAUGGGACGGCGUUCGGUGCCUAGGGUCAUUUGCUCACCUCUUGGGAUGGAGGGACAUUGUGCAAGGUCGCUCAGUAGAGUGUAUGUGUAGACGACAUGCUUUAAUGCAGUCUAUUCGAAUUUCGCCCGUAUCGUUGCCUGGCAUGUUCCUUACCGUGAC